AUGCGGCUCUCGUCGGGCCCGGUGGCGGCGGCGGCGGCGCUGCUCCUGAUCGGCGCGCUGCUGCCGGCGCGCCCGCGCCGUCCCGCCCCGCCGCCCGCCGCCGCGCCGCUCUUCAUGCUGGGCCUCUACCGCGCCCUGGCCCGCCAGGACGACGCCGAGGACGGCCCCGCGCCGAGCCGGACCGCCGACGGCGCCGACACCGUCAUGAGCUUCGUCAACCUGGUGGAGCUGGACAGAGGCAUUUUCCAGAAGAGGCCUUACUGGAAAGAAUUCAGGUUCGACUUAACUCAGAUCCCAACAGGGGAGACUGUCAUGGCGGCGGAAUUCCGAAUCUACAAGAUGAAAAGUUACACCUGCCAUGUUAAUCAGACCCUUCACAUCAGCAUUUACGAGGUCAUCCAGGAGCACCCAAACAGGGAAUCUGAGCUCAUGUUCUUAGACCUUCAGGAAUUUCUGGCUGGCCUGGACGGAUGGCUGACCUUCGAUGUCACAGCUGCUAGCAACCACUGGUUGUUGAACCGGAAGUACAAUUUGGGGUUGAGACUUUACGUGGAGACAGAGGAUGGAGAGAGUGUGGACCCCGGACUGGCCGGCCUCUUGGGUCGCCACGGACCACGUUCCAAGCAUCCCUUCGUGGUGACCUUUUUCCAGGAGAGUGAAAACCAGGUCAGGCUCCCUCGAGCAGCCAAGCAGGCCAAACGGCGGCCCAAGAAGACCUACAGCUUCCCACACUCCAACAGGCUCCCAGGGCUUUUGGAUGAUGUCUAUGUUUCUGAGCAGAGCCAGGUCUGCAGAAGGCACGAGCUGAACGUCAAGUUUCAAGAUUUUGAUUGGCUGGACUGGGUGAUCGCCCCGCAGAGUUAUCCCGCAUUCUACUGCGAUGGAGAGUGUGUUUUUCCCCUGAAUUCCUCCAUGAAUGCCACCAACCACGCCAUUGUCCAGUCGCUGGUCCACCUGAUGAAGCCCGAAGCCGUCCCCAGGGCCUGCUGUGCCCCCACCAAGCUCAGCGCCAUCUUUGUCCUCUUUUAUGACAGCAACAACAACGUGAUCCUCAGGAAGAAGCGGAACAUGGUGGUGAAGUCCUGCGGUUGCCACUAAGGCUGCGGCCGACCCAGGACCUUUCUGGGGGACCAGGGUUGCUGCCUGCUUCUGAAAAGACAGC
This is a messenger RNA of Notechis scutatus (mainland tiger snake), 1162 nucleotides long. Lineage: Eukaryota; Metazoa; Chordata; Lepidosauria; Squamata; Elapidae. The record is from RefSeq and is a predicted model, not a curated record.